This is a messenger RNA of Achroia grisella, 744 nucleotides long. RefSeq lists its product as uncharacterized. The transcript is spliced from 5 exons. The coding region runs from base 326 to 736 and encodes 136 amino acids. The record is from RefSeq and is a predicted model, not a curated record. NCBI's taxonomy places the organism in Eukaryota, Metazoa, Arthropoda, Insecta, Lepidoptera, Pyralidae.
AGCCCGCCUCCAGCCUCGACCCGCUCACUAACUUAACAUGUUAAAAUGUAUACGGCCGGCUUUAACAUGAAACUUUAAUAAUAAGAUAGUUCAUAAAUCUUUGUGCGGUACCAAUCUGUUUUGUAGCUUUAAAAUGACCAGUUGAUCUAGUGCCGAAGAUAGAUAUGGAUUUAGAAAGAGUGCCAUAUACUUUUGGAUUUUAAAUUAUUGAUACCAGCAAUCACUCGUCGGGACAGAGGGUAAUCACCAAAGCUGUGUACGAGAGGAGUCUGGCGGCAUGGCGCGGCGAUGACGGGGCCGGCGCCGCGCGGCAUGCCUUGCUGACAUGGCACGCAGCCGCUCCGCCCUCCUUUCGCUGGCAGCUCUCGCAGCACUCGCCGGGUGUUGUGUGUGUGCGCCGCAAGGCAGUGUGCAGGGCGGCGUGCAGGGCGGCGCGCACGUCCCGCCCGGGGUGCCGCACUCGACCGCGCCGCCCGCUGGUGUCGGAGGAGUACGCAGAUUCAGUCAGUAUUCCAGAGGGCGAGGAUACCGAGACUGGCGUACACGUGGGGACCCAACACUCAUCAACUCACUCUGGCGCAGUCGGCAGCCACUCGGCAUUCGGAAGCAGCUAGGAAACGCAGAAGUGUACAUAGUACUAGCUCUGCUGAUAGGCUUCGUGACAGUAGUGGUAGGGUGCUGGCUGUCAGACAACUGCUGGUCGCCGGAGCCGGAGGACGCGCUGGCGGGCGGCUGACCCGUGGC